This is a messenger RNA of Pristis pectinata (smalltooth sawfish), 5247 nucleotides long. Its product is annotated as protocadherin-like protein. The transcript is spliced from 4 exons. The record is from RefSeq and is a predicted model, not a curated record. Gene Ontology annotation, biological process: homophilic cell-cell adhesion. Lineage: Eukaryota; Metazoa; Chordata; Chondrichthyes; Rhinopristiformes; Pristidae. Gene Ontology annotation, cellular component: plasma membrane. Gene Ontology annotation, molecular function: calcium ion binding. The coding region runs from base 91 to 5247 and encodes 1718 amino acids.
UUUUCCGUGUUAAAUUUGUCCUGUUUGAAUCAAGCUACUGUUGAAAGAUAUUGUCUCGGGUUGAAACCAUUGUAAUGAUUUAUUCUGGAAAUGAGAUAUAAUAUAUAUUGGCUGCUGAAAUACCAACUGUUUUGCUGUUUGUUCUCCCGCUGGAAUUUUGUUUCUGGCCGGAUUCGAUAUUCUGUUCCCGAGGAAUUGCAACUGGGCGCCUUUGUUGGGAAUAUCGCCAUUGAUUUGGGGUUAGAUUUAAAGCAGCUGUCGGCUCGCAGUUUACGGGUGGCGCCCAGUCCGACUAAGCAGUACGUUGACGUAAAUUUGGAGAAUGGGAUUUUAUUUGUAAAUGAAAGAAUCGACAGAGAACAACUUUGCAGGCCAAGCGCCGAAUGCGUUUUAUCCUUCAACGUUUUGCUUGAAAAUCCCCUCAGUCUGCACCAGGUGGAAGUGGAGAUUCUCGAUGUAAAUGACAACGCUCCCAGUUUCCCCAAAAGACAGAUCCGCCUGGAAAUCUCCGAGGUUAUGGCACCGGGAGCACGAUUCCCACUCGAGGCCGCACGCGAUCCGGACACUGGAACUAAUUCCUUACAGUCAUACCAGCUCCUUCCCAAUCAAUAUUUUAUUCUUGAUAUGCAGCCACGAAGCAGGAAAGUAAAGAUACCAGUGUUGGUGCUGCAGAGCCCUUUGGAUAGAGAAACAAUACCAACCCACGAGUUAAUACUGCUUGCCGAAGACGGCGGAGUCCCUGUGAGAUCGGGUGAGGUCCAGAUAACCAUUACGGUGAAGGAUGCGAACGACAACUCUCCCGUUUUCGCGCAGUCGGUUUAUAGCGUAAGGCUGUUGGAAUCGGCUGCCAUAGGAUCUUUGAUUAUUACUUUAAAUGCCUCUGAUUUGGACGAUGGCUCUAAUGGCGAGAUAACAUAUUCACUCAGCAACCAUAAUUCAGCAAACGUUCGUGAAUUAUUUCGCGUGGAUUCCAGCACAGGUGAAAUCAGACUCAAAAGUCAUUUGGACUAUGAAAAAAACAAUUUUUUUGAGAUUAACAUAGAAGCGAUUGACAGUGGUACUGACGCAAUUCCCCAGCACUGUGAUGUGUUGCUGGAUGUGAUCGAUGUGAAUGACAAUGCUCCUGAAGUGACCCUGACAUCCACGUCAAGUAUAGUGCCAGAAGAUUCCUCGGUCGGAAUGGUUGUGGCACUACUCAGCGUUGAUGACGAAGAUUCUGGACAAAAUGGGCAGGUACAGUGUAAAAUUUCAAACAAACUGCCGUUUAAAAUGGAUUCAUCUGAGAAAAACAUUUACAGACUACUUAUACAGCAUACACUAGAUCGCGAAACUACUUCCAGCUAUGACAUUACUGUAACUUGCACAGAUGCAGGGCACCCUCCCCUCACAUCCAAGAAAACGAUCCGUGUGGAGGUUUCAGAUGUAAACGAUAACGCACCAAGGUUUACGCAGCCCGUAUACACGGCAAGGGUCAUGGAGAACAACGUUAUAGGGGAUUCCAUAUUCUCCCUGACCGCCUUCGAUCCAGACAGAGGACAGAAUGCCCGACUGAAAUUUACUGUCCUGAAUUCAUCCGCAGCCCCAUAUGUCUCCAUCAACUCACAGACUGGUGUCAUAUUUGCUCAGCGAUCGUUUGACUACGAACAACUGAAAAACUUCCAGAUCCACGUUCAGGUGCAGGAUUCUGGAAACGCGCCCCUCACCAGCAACGUUUCAGUGGAUGUCGUUAUCCUUGAUCAGAACGAUAACGCCCCAGUGAUCGUGAAUCCUUUACCCCAAUACGGCUCAACAGCAAUAGAAACAAUAUCCAGGUUUGCUCAACCGGGAUAUCUGGUUGUCAAGGUAUCAGCUACUGACGCCGACGCUGGUCAGAAUGCCCGACUGUCUUACCAUAUUUUUCAGGCUACCCAUCGCGAUCUGUUCACUAUUUCAGCAGACACGGGGGAAGUUUGGACUACCCGUGCUAUUGGGAGCAAGGAUGCUUCAAACCAAAGGCUGGUUAUUGUCGUAAAAGAUAAUGGAACUCCAUCACUUUCUGCCACUGUGACUAUAGUGUUAUCUGUCAAAGGGAGUGAAGCGUUCUCCAGUGCCACUAGUUUGUCUACAGAUCCAGAGCUGAAUCCUGAUCUGAACCUUUACUUGGUCAUAGCCUUGGGGACAACAUCUAUCAUUUUCUUCGUGGUUUUACUUAUUCUGGCUGUUAAGGUCCAUGAAAACAGAACUGGAGUGGGGCACCAUUGUGGUUCUCUGAAUUUCUGCUGUUGUUUGAAAACAAGGAACUCCAUGAAUGGAAUUCAAAAGGCCAGCAGAAGCCUUCAGAUACCACCGAACUAUGUUGAGGUAUUCGGGGGUGAUCCACUUUCUCAGAGUUUCCGUUACGAAUCGUCUUCAACGUUGCAGUCCGUGAAGAGAGACUUCCCGACGCGACAAACGCGUAGGCUGUCUACAGCAAUGAGUUGUGCCCAGAAGAAACCUAUUGGGAAAGAGAAGCCAGGAAUGAUAAUGUCUGAAGCCUCCAACUACAAUGUAAAUAAUGAGCUGGCAAAGCUUUACCUGCCAACAAAGCCUUCAGAGGAGUUUCGUGAGCGGAAGCGACCAAGAACAAUGAAAUAUAAAAUAUAUUGGUUGCUAAAAUGCCAAUUGUUGUGCUACGUGUUCUCCUCCUGGGAUACUGUUUUUGGUCAGAUUCGUUAUUCUGUUCCUGAAGAACUGCAACUGGGAGCCUUUGUUGGGAAAAUCGCAGCCGAUUUAGGUUUAGAUGUAAAGCAGCUGAAGGCUCGCAGUUUUCGGAUAGCACCCAAUCUAAAGAAGCAGUAUUUCGACGUCAAUCUGGAGAAUGGGAUUUUAUUUGUGAAGGAAAUAAUCGACAGAGAACUGAUUUGUGGCUCGAACCUCGAUUGCCGCUUAUCAUUGGAUGUCGUGCUUGAAAAUCCCUUGAACCUGUACCCAGUGGAAGUGGAGAUUCUGGAUGUAAAUGAUAAUGCUCCCAUUUUCCCCAAAAGCCAGUUUCAGCUUGAAAUCUCAGAGACUGCAGCACCAGGUAUGCGAUUUCUUCUUGAACCCGCACAGGAUCCAGAUAUUGGCACGAAUUCCUUGCAAACCUACCAGCUACAGCCGAAUGAAUAUUUUGCUCUCGACGUACAAACACGCAGUGGCAAGGAAACGCGGCCAGUGUUGUUGCUGGAGAAGUCCUUGGAUAGAGAAAUGAUAUCAACCCACAAUUUAACGCUAAUAGCCAAGGACGGCGGGUUGCCUCCGAGAUCGGGAAUGGUUCAGGUUAUAAUUAUGGUGAAGGAUGUAAACGACAACGCACCAGUUUUCUCUGAGUCGGUUUACAGGGUCAGUCUGUUGGAAAAUGCACCGAAAGGGACGUUGAUCAUCAGACUAAACGCCACUGACCUGGAUGAUGGUGUCAAUGGAGAUGUAAUGUAUUCUUUCAGUAGCCACAUUUCUGCAAAUGCUCGUAAACUUUUUGAUGUGAACCCCAAAACAGGUGAAAUCAGACUCAAGGGGAACUUGGACUACGAAGAAAGCAGUGCCGUUGAGAUUAACAUGCAGGCGAUGGAUAAGGGUUCAGGCGCUAUACCCGAGUACUGUGAUGUAUUGGUGGAAAUUAUAGAUGUGAAUGAUAAUGAGCCAGAGGUGAAUUUACGGUCUUCGUCAAACACAAUUCCCGAGAACGCUCCACUUGGGACAGCAGUGGCUCUCUUUAGUGCAGGAGACAGAGAUUCCGGACAAAACGGUCAAGUACAUUGUGAAAUAUCAAAUCAGUUACACUUUAAGUUAGAUUCCUCCAUAAAGAACUAUUACAGAAUACUUACACAACAUGUGCUGGAUCGCGAAAAUACCCCCAAUUAUGAUAUUACUAUAAUUUGUACUGAUGCCGGGAACCCUCAACUUACUUCCAAGAAAACUAUCCGGGUAGAGGUUUCAGAUAUAAAUGACAACGCACCAAAGUUUUCCCGCCCAGACUACACAGCAAAUGUUAUGGAAAACAAUGUUAUUGGGGCUUCCAUAUUUUCCGUGAAGGCCUUCGAUCCAGAUGUUGGAGAAAACGCCCGACUGACCUUUUCUAUCCUGGAGUCUCAGUUUCAGAAUUCCUCAAUAAACUCUUAUGUCUCAAUUAAUUCGGCGAGUGGUGUCAUCUAUGCUCAGAGGGCUUUGGAUUAUGAGCAAUUGAAACAUUUCCAGAUCCAAGUUCAAGUGCGGGAUUCUGGUGCGCCAGCACUGAACGGUAAUGCCUCAGUGAAUGUUGUUAUCCUUGAUCAGAAUGAUAAUGCCCCAGUGAUUACACAUCCUCUACCCGAAUAUGGGUCAACAGCAACAGAAACGAUAUCCAGGUCCACAGAAUCAGGGUCCUUGGUUGUCAAGGUAUCGGCCACCGAUGCCGACUCUGGUCAGAAUGCUCGACUCGCUUAUCAGAUCUUUCAAGCCACCCAUCAUAAUCUUUUUACUAUUUCCGCAGACACUGGCGAAAUAUGGACUACACGUCGAAUAUUGAACAGGGAUGCCUCUACUCAAAGGCUGGUGAUUGUGGUAAAAGAUAAUGGAAUUCCAUCACUCUCUGCCACUGUGACUCUAAUAUUAUCUGUCGUUGGGCCAGGUAGCGAAACAUUCUCCAGUGUCGGCAGUUCGUCGUCCGAUCCGAGGUCCACUCCUGAAGUGAGCCUUUCCUUGGUUAUAGCCUUGGGAACAAUAUCUAGCAUUUUCCUCAUAAUUUUAAUCAUCCUCGCCAUUAAAGUUCACAAAAACAGGAAUGGUGUGGGAUACCAGCAUCGUUCCCUGAGUACAUGUUGUUGCUUUGAAACAAGAAAUUAUUUGAAUGGAAUUCAGCAGGCCAGUAAAAGCCUUCAGAUACCACCAAACUACAUUGAGCUAUUUGGGGGCGACCCUCUCUCCCAAAGAUUCCGUUACGAGUCAUGUUCAACAUUACAGUCAACAAAGAGAGAUUUCAUCGUCCCCAGCAGGUGCAAAUCUUCUACAGACAAGAAUUUUGUGUUGAACGAAUCUGCCGGGAGAGUAAAUGCUGGAAUGGUGAAUUCUGAAAAAUACAGUACGCCAGAGCCGCCAUCGCGAAAGCUCAGACGCCGUGAAAACUGGCGAGCCAGCAGCUCCGCAGGAUUUGUUCACGGUUCCAUUCGAAUUGGAGACAAGGGAAAAAAAUAUUUGAAUGAAAGCAAUCCAACAAUUCGCAAAAGGGAUAUAGAUAUUUCCUGCGUUGAAUUUGUCGUGUUUGAAUCAAGCUAA